CUUCAAUCCUUGACAACAUAAACUUGAAGUUGUGCUGAAGUUCAUAAAUAGAAAAUAUAGACUUCAUUGUUCUACCUAUUUGUUAAAAUAUAAACCAAGUUUUAAACUAAUUUACCUUGUACGUAUCCAAUAUAUACUUGAAAAAUGGCUGAAACACCAAUGUCCCAACGUCUCACUAACGAUGAUUUUCGAAAGCUUCUGAUGACCCCUAGAUCAAAUCCUUCUCAGACACCUGCUGCCCCAGGUUCAAUUAAAGAGGCAAUGAAUAAUCCUAAUUCCAUGCCACCUCCUAAAAUUGAGGAUAAAUCAGAGGCUAGACGUAAAAAGAAAAGCUAUUAUGCCAAACUCAAAAAACAAGAAGACAGUAAAAUGGCAGAACUUGCCGAAAAGUAUCGUGAUAGAGCAAGCGAAAGAAGAUCAGGAGUCAAUCCUGAUUAUCAAGCAGAUGAUCCAAUUGCUACUGCUCAAGCGUAUCGAGCAGUAGCUCCAGACCUGAAAUCUGGAUACGAUGCAGCUGAACGGAGAAGACAGAUGAUCCAGGAGUCAAAGUUCUUGGGGGGUGACAUGGAGCAUACUCAUUUGGUAAAAGGAUUGGAUUAUGCUCUACUCCAAAAAGUCAGGAGUGAAAUUCAAACACUUGAAAUGGAGCAGGAACAGGAACUGGAAAAACUUGCUAAUAAACACUUGGAAGAAAAAGAAAAGGAGAAAAAAGAUGCUCAGAAAAAAGAGGAGGAAGAAAUGAAAUUUAAAACAAAAAUUGGAAGAUCAAUUUAUUAUACGAUGAAUAUGUUAAAAUCAAGACAUAUUGAGAGAUCAGAAUUAUUUAUUCCUGGCAGAAUGGCUUAUGUUAUAGAUUUAGAUGAUGAAGCUGAAAGUGAUAUUCCAACCACUUUAAUAAGAUCUAUUGCAGAUGUUCCUUCAUUUGAAUUGACUACUACAGUAACAACAAAUGAUAUUGUAAUCAAUAAACUUACACAGAUAUUAAGCUAUUUAAGGCAGGGAAAUCGUAAAAAGAAGAACAGGAAGGGUAUGCCAGAAAACCUGAAAGAAUAUGAUUUACAAGAAGAUAAUGCAGAGAAGAAAACAUCAAAAAGAGCCCACCAAGAUGAUUCUAUUUAUGACGACAUUGGUGAUUAUGUUCCAGCUGCAAAAAGCAAUAGACAUCAGGAUCAUGAAAGCAAACGACAUGCAUACUUUGACAAACAUGAUAAUGAACCUGUUGAUAAUGCUGCACCUACAUUUAGAGUUAAUAAAUCUGCCGAAAUAUUGAACAAAUUGCAACAAGAACCAGAGGGAUAUGCAGAAUGUUAUCCUGGUUUAGAAGAAAUGAACGAUGCUAUAGAUGACAGUGAUGAUGAAGUAGAUUAUUCAAAAAUGGAUCUUGGUAACAAAAAGGGACCAAUCGGCAGAUGGGACUUUGAUACUGCAGAAGAAUAUUCUGAUUAUAUGAACCAAAAAGAAGCUCUACCAAAAGCAGCCUUCCAGUACGGUCUCAAAAUGGCUGAUGGAAGGAGAUCAAGAAAACAUAAGGACAAAAACGAGAAAGCACAUCUUGAUAGAGAAUGGCAAAAGAUUCAGAAUAUUAUCCAAAAGAAAAGAUAAUUUUAUAUUUCUAAUUAGAAUUGUAUUAUACAUUAUUGAUAUAAUUAUUAAGGCAUGUAAAACAUAAUUUAAUAUGUUGUUUAUCUUUAAGUAAAUAUUUAUUUUGAAGAAAUGCUAGAAAACAAAAUGGAAAAAGAGGAGACAAAUUGUAUCAACAUAUUGAGGUAAUUAAUGAUUUUAUAGCACUACUGUUUGUACAUGAUGUUAUGUUGCUUUUAUAUUUUAGUACACAAGACAGAAUUUCUUUAUAAACCAAACUUAGAUUUUGAAAAAUGAUAUAGUAGUUAAUUUUAUAAUUUAUUGUGUAAACUAAUAUAUGAAAUAAAGAUUGGGUAAACAGAUAAACAGUAAUAUGGUAAUUAGUUCAAAGUUAAUCCUAUUAGGCCGGCUCCACACAUGAGAUCCAACGUUGGCGCCAACGUUGGGUCAACUGUGUUCCCACGUUCGAUGAGGCAUCCAAACAUUGGGUUGAGUUUUGG
Diabrotica balteata is the source of this 2081-nucleotide messenger RNA. Lineage: Eukaryota; Metazoa; Arthropoda; Insecta; Coleoptera; Chrysomelidae. The record is from the annotation of a GenBank genome assembly.